This is a messenger RNA of Planococcus citri (citrus mealybug), 1135 nucleotides long. Its product is annotated as multiple coagulation factor deficiency protein 2 homolog. The record is from RefSeq and is a predicted model, not a curated record. NCBI's taxonomy places the organism in Eukaryota, Metazoa, Arthropoda, Insecta, Hemiptera, Pseudococcidae. The transcript is spliced from 5 exons. Bases 230 to 898 code for a protein of 222 amino acids. Gene Ontology annotation, molecular function: calcium ion binding.
GAUUUUUUUUAUCAUUUUGUAAUCGUGUUGAUGACUGAACAGCAAAAUGUUGACGUUUUCCUUUUACCUCUCAUUCACACUAUAGUAAUUCACACAUUCCCGGUAGUUUUCGUUUAAUAAAAUAUUAAUGUUCUUGUAAAAAUACCCUGAUAGUAUUUACUCUAAUCUCAAUUCAAUGUUUGCACAUAAAAAUUUAAUGCAAAGAUAGUUAAUUUAUAAUAUUAUCACCAUGAAUGAGUUCACGACAUACAGUUUAUGCGGCAUAUUUCUUUUUUUGCACUACGUGUCGUGUAAUAUCGGAGGACCUCCUGGAGUAAAUCCUCAUAUUUAUAAUACAGAUAGUCAAUUUCAGCCACAGCCAGGACCUGGUGUUGGUCAAGCUUAUAAUCAACAACCAGUUCAAAAUGUUCAGUUUGCUGCUCAUCAACAGCAUCAGCAGCCAGUACACGUAAAUCAGGGUCCAGUGCAUGGGCAUGCACACCAAGACAGAAAACCAGUUCUUCAUUCUAGUAAUAUUCAACACGAAAAAGAACAUAUUCAAGAACACAUGGAAGUUCCUUUAGACACAUCGAAAAUGUCUGAACAAGAAUUACAGUUCCAUUACUUCAAAAUGCACGAUGCUGAUAAUAAUAACAAAUUAGAUGGUUGUGAAUUGAUCAAAUCGUUGAUUCAUUGGCACGAAUUACACGAAUCUAUCGAUUUAACGGAUGAGUUUUUCUCUCAAUCGAUAGACGAUAUAUUGAACCGAGUAGAUUUCAAUUGGGACGGAUACAUUGAUUAUACAGAAUAUGCGAGUACAGUUACGUUUGAUCAAGUAAAAGACUUUCAUCAUGAAUAUCAAAAUGUGGUAGCUAAAAAACAAGAAACCAGCGAAAACGAAUCGCCGCCUAAUCCUUGAUGGAAGUCCAUCUUGUUUUUUUGAUUUCAACUCGUGUUUUAUUCUCUAUAGGUACCAGAAAUUACGUAUGUAUGGAUUAAGUAUGGGUUUAAAUGAACUUCCUCGAUAUUUUUGAUAUUUAAUUUUUUCUACAGAAAUUUGUGUAAAAAAAUCAAUCUUUAAUAAUUUUACAAUUUGUUUUGUUGAAUAAUACUUAUUUUUUAAAGUUUAUACUUCCAUUAAAUGCUAUAAAUUGUU